AUGUCUUGUAGGAUGCGGAGAAAGAGAUGUGCUGGUGGAGAUAAAGAUGGAGCAACUUCCAGCAAGUACACAUUUUGGCCUGAGAAGCUUGACAAGCCUUUAGUCGAGUACAUUUUGGAGUUGAUGGUGAAGGGGAUCAUUGUGGAUGGCAACUGCAAAAACGGAGGAUAUGACGCUCUCGAGAAGAUGUUGGAACAAAAGGUACCUGGCUGUGGGAUGAGGGCAAAGCCCAAUAUUGAAGGACGAUACAAGGGUUUGAAGAAAAAGUGGCAUGCUAUCACUUUUAUGAGGAAUCAAAGUGGAUGGGGGUGGGAUGAGGUCAAUAAGUGCGUCAUAUGCCCUGAUGAGAAGUGGGACGAGUUUGAAGAGAAACAUCCGAAUUGCGGAGGUCUGAACAAGAAAUCAUUCCCGGUGUACGAUGACUUGACUCCAGUGUUCGCCAAAGGACGUGCAAGCGGAGAGCAUGUGUACGAUAUCGAUCCCCUGGGUUGUGGAGGGGAACCAAUCGAGGAUGAGGGUACUCAAGCCGUCCCACUUAAUGAAGCUGAGGAGGUUGUGAUGGCUGAACUUAAUGCAGAGCUGGAAGCACAGAAAAUGCAGUCUGCAAGUGUUACAGCCUCGAGUGAUGGGACAACAGGAAAGAAGAAGAAGAGGUCCCAAUCUGUAGAUGACAGGAUUGACUUCGUUGUGGGUGAGAUGAGUGAGCUUCGCCCAAUGAUCAAGCAGUCAAUGGAAACCAUCGCUAGAGCACUUGGUGAGAGCGACGACCUUAUCGAGAAGAGAACCAAUCUGCUGAAGACACUUGAGGAGGUUGAAGGGCUCACUAGAGCUGAGAUAUUAACAGCAUUAAGGAAGCUUUCUAACAAUGAUAGGGAUUUGAUGAUCUUCUAUGGCUUGGAAGACAAAGCUGACAAGUUGAUGUUCGUGACAGGGCUGCUUGGAUGA
Linum tenue is the source of this 945-nucleotide messenger RNA. NCBI's taxonomy places the organism in Eukaryota, Viridiplantae, Streptophyta, Magnoliopsida, Malpighiales, Linaceae. The record is from the annotation of a GenBank genome assembly.